Molecule: messenger RNA, 1441 nt
Organism: Scatophagus argus
Lineage: Eukaryota; Metazoa; Chordata; Actinopteri; Scatophagidae
Product: G2/mitotic-specific cyclin-B2-like
Exons: 8
Coding region: 135-1325 (396 amino acids)
Biological process (GO): mitotic cell cycle phase transition; regulation of cyclin-dependent protein serine/threonine kinase activity
Cellular component (GO): cyclin-dependent protein kinase holoenzyme complex; nucleus; cytoplasm
Molecular function (GO): cyclin-dependent protein serine/threonine kinase regulator activity
Source: RefSeq, a predicted model, not a curated record
CAAUCAGAUUUGACGGAGCGCUAUUUGAAAUCUGCUCGUGCCGGUGUUGUUUACCUGCAGUAGUCUGUGCUCACAGAGGUGCUCGGCUAACAAGUCGUCCCGGCGCUUCUUUAAGUCACAGUUUGGCCUCCAACAUGUCGUCUGUAGACGUUCGAGCUGCGCUUCCAGCCGCAGAGAACCCGGUGAAGAUGAGUAAAACCGCGGCUGCAGGUCCGAGGAGAGCUGCUCUUGGAGAGAUUACCAACGUUCCUGAAGCAGCAGUCAACGCAAAGAGGUCGGGACGAGCCAAAGCAUCAGCCAAAGCAUCAGCCAAAGCUUCUUGUGGCCAAAAAGCUGCACCCACUCAGGCGGUUCAUCCAGCAGUCCGGGUCCAGGCACCUGCAGACCCCCUCCCUCCAGUUUCAGAGGAGUCUGCUGACGUGUCCAUGAAGGAGGAGGAGCAGCUGUGCCAGGCUUUCUCUGAAGCGCUGCUCGCCGUGGAGGACGUUGACGAGCAGGACGCAGACCUGCCACAGCUCUGCUCACAAUACGUCAAAGAUAUCUAUAAUUAUCUGCACGACCUGGAGGUGCAGCAAGCCGUACGAGCCAACUACAUGCAGGGUUAUGAGAUCACCGAGCGCAUGCGAGCUCUUCUCAUCGACUGGCUGGUCCAGGUUCACUCCAGGUUCCAGCUGCUGCAGGAGACUCUGUACCUCACAGUUGCCAUCCUGGAUCGUUUUCUCCAGGUCCAGCCGGUCUCUCGCAGAAAGCUGCAGCUCGUCGGCGUGACUGCCAUGCUGGUGGCCUGUAAAUACGAGGAGAUGUACGCUCCGGAGGUCGGAGACUUCGCCUACAUCACGGACAACGCGUUCACAAAGUCUCAGAUUCUGGAGAUGGAGCAGGUGGUUCUGAAGAGCCUCGGUUUCCAGCUUGGACGUCCUCUUCCGUUGCACUUCCUCAGACGGGCGUCCAAGGUGGCCAGUUCUGAUGUAGAGCGACACACGCUGGCCAAGUACCUGAUGGAGCUGACCCUCCUCGACUACCACAUGGUGCACUAUCGGCCCUCCGAGAUCGCUGCCGCCUCCCUGUGUCUCUCCCAGCUGCUGCUUGAAGGGCUGCCGUGGUCUCCCACGCAGCAGCACUACUCGACGUACGACGAGGCCCAUCUGAAGCCGAUCAUGCAGCACAUCGCCAAAAAUGUCGUGAUGUUGAACGACGGGAAGACAAAGUUCCUGGCUGUGAAGAACAAGUACUCGAGCAGCAAACUGAUGAAGAUCAGCCUCAUCCCUCAGCUGAAGUCGGCCGUCGUCAGGAACUUGGCGGCUGCUGUGCUCAACAAUCCCUGAGGCGGACUUCUGUAUUUUAGAGGACUUUUCACUUGCACUUUAUUUUAGAUUGAUCACUGUGGAGAAACUUCACUAGUUUUUAAUAAAACAUUUUUAUAAUUUUUUUUUGAUCCAGA